This is a messenger RNA of Trichoplusia ni (cabbage looper), 1486 nucleotides long. RefSeq lists its product as uncharacterized. Lineage: Eukaryota; Metazoa; Arthropoda; Insecta; Lepidoptera; Noctuidae. The transcript has a single exon. The record is from RefSeq and is a predicted model, not a curated record. Bases 967 to 1440 code for a protein of 157 amino acids.
AGAAAACCAAGGAGGGUGUUUUCAAAGAGUACAAUCGACCGCAAAGUAGGUGGCAUCCAUUCACAAAAACCAACCUUAUUGUAAUGAAAUUAAGAAACAGUUAAUUUCAAAAUUUCAGUUCGAUUGUACAUUGUUAGUACUCUCGUUUGAAAGAUGUUUACGAAUUGCCUUUAUUGUAAAGUUGGUAAGAAGUAGCUAUUAGAUGAGUUCUUAUAAGAGAAUAUCGUUAAUGGGCUGGAGUGUCUGGGGGCGGUCUAAUAAUUGUGAUCUAUUCAUUACAUCAGUUAGACGUUCCUACUUGAGGAGGAAGCAUCUGUGUUUUGUGUAAAUCACACCGGUACUUCAAGUGAAUUGCGGAAAAUGUUGUAAAUAAAUAUAAAUCGUUUCGUGUCGAACCUAAAUAAAUUAUUUUGUGUAUUGGGUUGCUUCAUUUGAACAACUCAAUUAACCAAAGGCAGUAAAGUACGACGUUAGCCUUUGAUCAAUUUUCGUUCCGUUUAUCAAAACUCUUUUAAUUAACAUAGCUAUCAUUUAAAUUUUAUUUUACAAAUUAAAUACUUUUUGCUUUUCCGAAGUGUUCGCCUCGGUCCAGAUGAUCGUUUUUCUUAGUCGACUAUUAGCGCAUUGGCGACCGCCACCUGCAGAGACCCCUGACGCCUUUGAACUCGAUCACCUCAUUAGUUCAGCUCAGUUGCUCCACACAUACGCACUUACGAAACUACGCGUUCCCGCUCAGUCCGUAAACAGACUUUGUUGCGUUCGCACCCCUUAAUAAAAUCAGAAGAAAUUCGAAAGUGUUGUUUAGGGUACGUAAACAUUGCGCAAGCGAUGGCGGCGGAAACUCACGAGGACGCGAUAGCGACAUCCUGCGGGCGACCGUGGCCCUAUUGAUAUCGCACCUAUCACUCAUUUGUAUGCAAAUUCCUCACGUUCAGGUGUUAACGUGCAGUGUUGUUGUGGCCGUUGAUGUGUGAUGUUGCAUUAGCGAUGUUUCGGAGUAGAAAAGGUCAGGCGAUCAGCGAGGCUGAUGUCCGCCGGGAGCAGGGGCUGGCGUACCAGAGCCGUACGAACACUAGCGGUUCCCGGCUCCGUGUUCGCCGGGGGAGUAGUUUGACGGAUUUGGACAAGUUGCGAUGUGGUGGCGGUUCAAGCGGGGGUGGGUCUAUUGGGGAUUUGAUGAACAUGUUCAGUGGUAGUGUGAAUUCGGUCGGGAGUGACACGCUGGUGGCUCGGACUGUCCCGUUGGAGACUGUCCGUCGGUAUGCGCCUCCGAUGUCGACGCCGCCGCCGCGCCCGCCCUCCUCGCCGGUCAUCCAUGUGUCGCGACCCGUGGGGCCGCUCACGAUGGCCCAGCGCACGCUCAGAUUUAGUAGACUGCUGAAAUACCAACCUUGUUCGGCCGACGUUCUUAUUACGCUGGUAAGUGCUACUAAAGCUUAAGUGCUUCGCAAAACUUAUUUAUUUCGGUCGAAUAGUCGAAAGCGUA